This is a messenger RNA of Canariomyces notabilis, 484 nucleotides long. RefSeq lists its product as uncharacterized. Lineage: Eukaryota; Fungi; Ascomycota; Sordariomycetes; Sordariales; Chaetomiaceae. The record is from RefSeq and is a predicted model, not a curated record. The transcript has a single exon. The coding region runs from base 133 to 378 and encodes 81 amino acids.
ACCCAAACCUCUCCACAACACCAGCAACUAUCAUCUACGUCGACUCUUUUGCGGUUACCACGCCGUCACCACUACCAUCAGCGCUGCCCAGACAGAGAAAGACGACGGAUAAGAUAAGACAGACUCUGGAUUAUGGAGCGGGGAAGCAGGAGGGCAAAUGUAGAAGGAGAAGAAAGGCGCCGCCUAUCUUUCCUUCAUCCAUGGGCAUCAAGAACCAAUCGGAGAAGACAUAACAAAAUGAAUCAAGGCCCAAUCACUCCAACCCGAGCAACCCAGAAAGAAAUUGUCCCAGCUCUUCAGUUAUCGUCAAGUACGCCCCGUCUCCGUCGAACGCCCCAAACCCAACCCCAUUUGCCGUUUCCCUUCCGCGCCCAUUGAUCCCCAUACAGUUCCAAAAUGCGUCUAUAAGAUUAUUCCCCCAAGCCUCAACUGUCGCGUCAUCGUCGUGCGAGCUAUGUUGUCACAGUCUAUUCAACUCGUUAUG